CUUGAAAGAUUACUAGUAUUUAGUGUAACGCAUUUGGGUUUGUGUUCCUAAAGAGAGACGAACAAUAACUCAAAACUGCGGGGUGACCAAGAGAGUAUACUAUAAACAAGAAAGGGAACCCCGUUUCUUCAUCCGUUUGUUUUCUUCUUCUUCUUCUUCUCUUCAGAUUCAUCUCUCUCUCUCUGUUUCCUUCUAUUUUGUCCUUUCUUCCAUUUCAAUUUCUUCAUCCUCUCUCUCUUACACUCUUCUUCGAUUUUGAACUUCUCUACUGUUCCCCACGCGGUGAGGGAUUAUAAAUGUCCUUCACGGGAUCUCGCUGUUCUUUCAUCCGUUUUUAAUCUUCUUCUUCACUGCAUCAUCUUCUAGCUCCGAGUUGUCCAGAUGAGUCAACUCGGUCUCAUCCUGCAGGAAUCGCUCCGCAAUGAAAGAGAAGCAAGAACCAUCUUCGGUUUGCUAACCGAACAAAUCGACGCCGGCGAUACAGCUCACCGGAGGAGGCGCACCCUCAAAGAACGCCUCAGAUUCACCGGAAUGGGCUGCUGCGGUGCCACCUGGGUCUUCCGUCCCGUCCGCCAGGACCAUCACGAAGAAGCUAGAGGAGAAGAAGGAACAAGAACUGUACAGCAACAUCAACAGCAAGAGGAGAUCCAGCAGGGUCAAGAUCCGGACCCGUUGGUACCCGAAUGCGUGGGUCCGGGUCCAUCGGGCACGGGGAUGAAUCUCGCGGCGGCGUUGGCGGCGGAGCGGCAAUUUCGGGGAUCAGGGGAAUCGGAGGGGGAGACGCCGUUGAGAGUGUCGUUGAUGAGGCUGUUGGAGGAAACGGAGGUGGAAACAACAGCAACGGAGAAAGGAGGAGAGGGGAAUGAUUCGGUGUGCUGCGUGUGUAUGGGAAGGAAGAAAGGUGCAGCGUUCAUACCAUGUGGUCACACUUUUUGCAGGGUGUGUUCCAGGGAGCUCUGGUUGAACCGAGGGAAUUGCCCCCUUUGCAAUCGUUCCAUUCUCGAGAUUCUCGACAUCUUCUGAAACUCAAAUUCAUCUUGGAUCCAUCAACCCUAAACCCACAAUUUUUCUUUCUUUUUCUGCCAUUAAACUUGGGUUGAUUUUUCAGGUGUAACAUGAUACUAUGAUAGUAGUUGAAUUUGCUACCUAUUGAAAAUUUAAUUAGUCUAUGUUAUCUUUGUAUAUUAAUAGUACUAUUAAUUCACUUUUCCCCGUAAAUUUGGAGA
This is a messenger RNA of Lotus japonicus, 1226 nucleotides long. RefSeq lists its product as uncharacterized. The transcript has a single exon. The record is from RefSeq and is a predicted model, not a curated record. Bases 382 to 1023 code for a protein of 213 amino acids. NCBI's taxonomy places the organism in Eukaryota, Viridiplantae, Streptophyta, Magnoliopsida, Fabales, Fabaceae.